Messenger RNA from Bolinopsis microptera, 1972 nucleotides. RefSeq lists its product as uncharacterized. The coding region runs from base 124 to 1752 and encodes 542 amino acids. Gene Ontology annotation, molecular function: lipid binding. The record is from RefSeq and is a predicted model, not a curated record. The transcript has 15 exons. Lineage: Eukaryota; Metazoa; Ctenophora; Tentaculata; Lobata; Bolinopsidae.
AUCUUUCCUUACCUAACAAAGCGUCUUUUGUUUGAUUGCUAGAUGCUUAUGAAAUUUCUUGGAAAUAAGCACUAAGGGCUCGUUGAUCUAAUUGACAUAAUCGAAAUUAUCAAUUAUUUCCUAAUGUACUUGUGUGACGUGUGUGAACUGAAGAUGUACCGAAGUUUGGGGUUGCUAUCCUUGAUCCUGGUCUCCGUCGUGUCACUAAGAUGUGACUACAAGGGUUACAAGGAUGUCACGGACCGGCCUGUCGAAUCUAUGGAGUGGUUUAAUACACUUUCUGAAUCCUGGUACCAAACCAACAAACGGGGGCUGUUCAACAUGGUGAAGGAAUCAGUAAACGUGAAGUUGGUGUCCGGGUUACCGGACUGGAUCCUAUCUCUGGAGCUGGAGAGGUUAGAGUUUUCGGAGGGCACCGUCCCAGCCAUCACUAGAGUUAGAACUGACCAGGAUAUGGUAAGAUGUCUGAAUGAGGUUAACCAAGAGGUGAAGCUGCGGCGUGUUACCUUCGACAUGAACAUUCUUCUACACAGCAAGGGAUCUAUCGCUCUCCUCGCCAUCAAGCUACUUCUCGGUGUAAGUGGACAGUUGUCUCUCAAUGGAGUGACUCUUAUGGCCCAAGCAAGACUAGAAAUCCUGAUGAACACUAAACAAGAAUUCCCUGGUCUUGUCAGUGCUACUUUCUCUUUCACUGAGAGGCCGCAUUUUGCUUGCAAUGUGGACAUGUACAAUCUGAUCGGGCUUGACACGUUUGGUAUUGACAAAUGGGUAAACGAAAAAGUUGAAGAUAUAAUACAGCAGCAACUGGUUUACCCUGGAAUGUUGUUUAUGGAUCUAACAGGUCUAUCUACCGGACAAGCUGUUCAGACAUCUCUUCUUAGCGGCAUACACGGCGAUUUCAAAGAGUGGCCCGCAGCUUAUUCAGUAGCUGUAAAAAUCAGCCCUGCAGAUGAUAACACGAACGAAAGUGAGUUUGUGGUUAAAGUUGGUAGUGUGGAUGACUCAGCUCCUCACAUGGAACGAAUAAAACACAGUGGCGAAGUACAAUUCGACUUGGCUCUUCAAUCCCUUUCAUACCCACAGGUGGAAGUGAAAGUGACGAAAGAUGUUAGUUUUGCCGUGGAUCCAGUGAUAUUAUCAAAGCAAGUUGACCUGACGAUGAUUCUUGAUGGAAAUACGAUGAACAAAUCCUACUCAAUUGAUUACCAAGAUGGUCAGGGCUCCUGGAAAAUAGAUGUCAAUGUAUGGGCGUAUUUGUUACCAGCAGCAGUUAUUAAACAAACAGGCGUAGAAGUGGUCCACUAUCCGACUUUCGCUUCAGAGGCAACUUGUAACGAAGACUGCCCCCAGCUAGGAGUACUGUAUGUGCACCUCCACAGAGCAGAGGGCAUCGCUCACGAGGACCCUGAGGAGAGUGUUGAUCCUAAUGUUAGAGUUUAUCUGAACAACCAGCAGGUGUACAAAUCAGAGACAUAUCCUAAUUCCGGUGAUCCAAUAUUCGACGAGAAAUUCCAGAUACUUGUUCGGACAAAAUACUCUACCAUUCCAGAAAUAGCUGACCAGACCCUGAGAUUUGACGUAUCCGACUAUGACAAGUUUACAGACGACGACUUUUUGGGUCAAACUUCUGUCAACCUUUCAACUGACGUGGUUGUUAACAAAGGUCUCUACCUACAGAAAAGGGCGUCAAAAGUUGGAUACAGUGUCCUGUAUGUUUCCAUGGUGUUCAAACCAGUACCAUUCUAUAAAUAGAAUUAUUGGUUCGAGGGACAAUUGUGAAAUGCAAAGUAGCUGAUUGUUCAAAAUAUAUGAAAUUUAUUAGCUGUUAACUGAUUCUUCGGGAUUAGAUUUAAAUUUUUGAAUUGAUUCUGACCCUUUUUAUUUUUCAGAAUGUGAAAAAUGUAACAUUGUUGUUUAACAGUAGACUGCUACUACGGCUAUGCAAAAGUACUUUAGCUUAAAAUGGGUCAAA